CUAUGGGAUCAGAGCCAAACUCUAGAAAUUCAACAAAAAAAUACCUAAAAAUUCAACAAAAAAAAGCCAAACCUUUUAUGCUUUAAGAAUGAUUCUUUUCACCGUUCGAGUGAAAAGGACUACUUUUCUUAGCCUGGCCUCCACUUGAACUAAUCUUGAACAUGAUGGAUCUUUUCCAGAACAUGUUUUUCUCCACUGCACAUGAACUUUCAAUCACUGUCCACAUUUCCCAUCCAAGAAUCAAAUUAAAGUCACCCUAUUUAACAGAAUUCUUCAAAGAUACAGCCAGCUUGCUACAACUUAAAAAAGUUAAGGUUUCCUCUGAUAAAUAGCCCUGUUUUGCCCCACAUUUUCCUUGAUUCAUAUACAUAACAUAACAAGAAAGAAAUGGAAUUCUUUCACCAGCACAACACACUCUUAUUAUCAGAGUUCUUGAUUUUCUGCAUGAUAUCUGUGGCUUCAUCUCUAGGUCCAAUCUAUACUCCUCCAGAGGUUGAGCGGUUAACUGAUCGUUUCAGUAGAUUAUCCGUUAAUCAGGGAUAUAAUAUGUUUUUUGGAGGUGUUAAUGUUCGUCUAACGAACAAUGGGUCCAGUGCUGAUCUUAUCUUAGAUAAAUCUUCAGGUUCAGGACUAGUCUCAAGAGACAAAUACUACUAUGGUUUCUUCAAUGCUGCACUAAAGCUGCCUGCAAAUUUUACAUCGGGAGUGGUAGUUGCUUUUUAUCUUUCUAAUCAAAAUAUUUUCCCACACGACCAUGAUGAACUAGAUUUUGAAUUGCUUGGGUAUGAUAAGAGAAGGGAUUGGGUUCUACAAACCAAUAAUUAUGGAAAUGGAAGUGUCAGCACAGGGAGGGAAGGGAAGUUCUACCUCUGGUUUGAUCCAACACAAGAUUUCCAUGACUACACUAUUCUCUGGAACAAUCAUCACAUUCUAUUUCUGGUGGACAAUGUGCCAGUAAGAGAGGUUGUCCAUAAUACUGCAAUCUCUUCUGUUUACCCAUCAAAGCCGAUGUCCAUUUAUGUGACAAUAUGGGAUGGAUCACAAUGGGCAACUCGCGGAGGGAAAUACCCAGUAAAUUAUACUUACGCCCCGUUUGUAACAUCAAUAAAAGGAGUAGAGUUAGAAGGGUGUGUAAGCGAGCAAAACGGAUCAGCAGCUACUGCAUGUGCUAGGAGAAGCACAUCAAGUUUGGAUCCGGUUGAUGGAGAAGAAUUUGUCAAGCUGUCACAGCAGCAAAUGAUGGGGUUGGACUGGGCAAGGAGGAAGCAUAUGUUUUACUCGUAUUGCCAAGAUACUAGGAGAUACAAAGUCCUACCACCAGAGUGCACUGCCACAUAACAUAGUUCAUCUCAUUUUUGUCUCUAAGACUGACGUAUGAAAACAAGAUAGAGGAUAAUAAUAUAAUGACCUUAUAUGAGAGAAAUCACCUAGUGUUUCUUGCCUCUACUGAGGUUUGAACAUAAAAUCUCAUGGUUCUCCCACUUUAUUGACCCCUAGGCCACACUCUCGGAUGCCUUAGACAAGAGAAUUCUAGAUAAGAGUACUCCUGGACCAAAUUAUUUCUAUGAUGUUGCUCGCUAAUUUGUACAAUGAAUUGACAAUAGUAAACUUUAAUAUUAUUUUCUUCA
Nicotiana tabacum (common tobacco) is the source of this 1628-nucleotide messenger RNA. Its product is annotated as putative xyloglucan endotransglucosylase/hydrolase protein 33. Gene Ontology annotation, biological process: cell wall biogenesis; xyloglucan metabolic process. The record is from RefSeq and is a predicted model, not a curated record. Gene Ontology annotation, molecular function: hydrolase activity, hydrolyzing O-glycosyl compounds; xyloglucan:xyloglucosyl transferase activity. Gene Ontology annotation, cellular component: apoplast; cell wall. Lineage: Eukaryota; Viridiplantae; Streptophyta; Magnoliopsida; Solanales; Solanaceae.